Galeopterus variegatus (Sunda flying lemur) is the source of this 999-nucleotide messenger RNA. Its product is annotated as PI-PLC X domain-containing protein 1-like. Lineage: Eukaryota; Metazoa; Chordata; Mammalia; Dermoptera; Cynocephalidae. Gene Ontology annotation, biological process: lipid metabolic process. The transcript is spliced from 7 exons. Gene Ontology annotation, molecular function: phosphoric diester hydrolase activity. The coding region runs from base 1 to 999 and encodes 332 amino acids. The record is from RefSeq and is a predicted model, not a curated record.
AUGGGCGGCCAGGUGAGCGCUGCCAGCAGCUUUCGGAACCUGCGCUGUGGGAACGCCAACGCGGACUGGAUGUCGGGGCUGUGCCCCCAGCUGUGGGACGUGCCCCUCCACCACCUCUCCAUCCCAGGGCCGGCCGAGUGGGGUCUGCCCUCCCGGCUCCCUACCUCGUUCAGCAUGAGGGGGCUGGUUUUGAAAUGCAACAUGGAGCAAGAUAAGGAGACAGGAAAGGGACCCAAUGGUGUCUCUUUUAAAGGAGGUCAUAACCAGCGGGUUCAGGUGCUGGACGUCACGGAGCAGCUGGACGCCGGCGUGCGCUACCUGGACCUGCGGAUUGCACACGCACUCGAGGGCUCAGCAAAGAACCUGCACUUCGUGCACAUGAUGUACACAACCGCGCUGGUAGAGGUGUGGCUGGGCCCGGGAGAUGGAGGGAUGAGCAGCUCGUGCAGUGCAGGCCGAGACGCUGCUCGAACAUUUGCACAAGUGCUGGACGUCACGGAGCAGCUGGACGCCGGCGUGCGCUACCUGGACCUGCGGAUUGCACACGCGCCUGAGGGCUCGGCAAGCAACCUGCACUUCGUGCACAUGAUGUACACAACCGCACUGGUAGAGGACACGCUCACGGAGAUCUCGGAGUGGCUGGAGAAGCACCCCCGGGAGGUGGUCCUCCUGGCCUGCAGGAACUUUCAGGGCCUGAGCACGGACCUGCAUGAGUACCUGGUCACUUGCAUCCAGAACAUCUUUGGGGACAUGCUGUGCCCACGGGGGGAGGUGCCGACGCUGCGCCAGCUGUGGGCGCAGAGACAGCAGGUGAUCAUCUUCUACGAGGACGAGGACACCGUGAGCCGGCACAGGGAGCUGUGGCCGGGGGUCCCCUACUGGUGGGGCAACAAAGUGAAGGUGCAGGAGCUGAUCCGCUACCUGGAGGACAUGAAGAGCUGCGGCCGCCCAGCUGCUGGUCUGCGGCUCCAGGGCGCAAACGCGAGCGCCCCGUAUUGA